Oryza sativa Japonica Group (Japanese rice) is the source of this 3913-nucleotide messenger RNA. The record is from RefSeq and is a predicted model, not a curated record. NCBI's taxonomy places the organism in Eukaryota, Viridiplantae, Streptophyta, Magnoliopsida, Poales, Poaceae.
AGAACUCUUCCUCCCCAAUCCCUCCUCCUCCUUUCUCUCUCGCUCAAUUAGGUUCUUCACCAAUGCUGUGGGUGGAUUUUGGGGGUUGUCCUGCUGCUGUUGUUCUCCGUCUAAUCUUGUACGAUCUGGUUCGUUUAGCAUCAUAGUGGCAAAUUGCAGAAUGCGUAACCCUAUCGUGCUUAGUAACUUACUUACCAUCUAAUUUUGCUGUCAAGCAUUGAGGCUUUUUUUCGUGCAAACUGCAAAGUUCUGACACGCGAAUAGCAUUGGAGAAAAGCUUUUGUUUCAAUAAAAAUGACGCUAGUACCUAGGAGUAGGUACCUUUUCUAUUCAGAGAAAGGAAUUAUCAACGUUUUUUUUCUUUUCGUUGACUGUUAAACUUCAGUAUAAUUAUAGUGCAGAUUCUGCAAGUCCGGAGUACGGAUUUUAGAAUCCAUGGGUAGAGCAUGACCGUCCAUUCAGAAAAUUUAUUUAGAGGUAUUUUAUUUGAAAAUAUCAAGUGAACUCUUAGGUUAUUAGGUAGGAGCAAUCUACUAGUCAACAUGCAGUUGUUUGGUAGAACUAUAUAUUACUCAAUAUACAGUCUGAACUCUGAAGUGAGUGUCCAUCACAUCUCUUCGCUUUCUUUUAUUAACUACUAUCAAAUGGAAGGAGCUUGGACUAUUCGAUUAAGAGCUAAGAACUGAAAAGAACUUCUACAAGCAAUAGGAAUAGGGGCUUAAGACAAUGGUUUGCAUUACACGGGCUUAAGAAAAAGACUGUCAGACAAUAUAAGUGUUAAUUUUCUCUGGAAAAAUUGAAGUUGGUAAAACGAAUCACCUGUUCACUGAUAUGGAUAAGAGUAUACUAGUUAGGAUAGUUUCAAGCUUUCAAGCCCAUCAAAUUGAUUUAACCGUUUCUUCCAAGAAUUGACACUUCCCUUGGUUUUUGGCUCACUGUUUGCAGAUUUGACUGUUUCUUCCAAUAAGUGACACUUCCCUUGGUCUUCUGCCCACUGUUCACAUCAAUCCAGCUAGAUGUUGCCUUCCAUGGUCUAAAAUUUGCAUUGAUCACAACAAUACGCCUAGAAGCUAAAAGAUAAUAUACACAUAGUUGAACAUUAAAGCGUACUUUUCUGACUUCAACUAGGUGCAUCAAUUAAUAUUUUUGUAUUUUUUUCCUGUGCUUUUCGAAGCAAGUUCCUAGCCAGCUGGCAGUAGCAUUUUCAUUAGUGCUGUCACCAUUAUCACAUGCUAUUAAUAUGAUUAUUGGUAGGCUCAAAUCAGAUCAUUACAAGCAAGCAAAAUGACCAUAUAUAUAUAUAAUAUAUCAGAUGUCCUGAACACAUGCAAACAGUCACUGCCUGUGGACAUCACGAGGCAUAGGACACCAACCUUCUAUUGAAUAUAAGAAUGAAGCAAGGAGAAUGAUGUCCUACAGUCAGCUGAUGGCACUUUCUCCUGCGGCUUCCUCACCAUCUACAGCAAUGCUUUUGCCUUCUCAAUAUGGUAUACCAACUCAAAAAACAAGACUGUUGUCUGGACCGCGAACCGCGGACGCCCUGUGCAUGCUAGGCGCUCUGUUGUUACCCUGCAGAAGGACGGUGCCAUGGUUCUCAAGGACUACGAUGGCACUGUGGUGUGGCAAUCAGACAGCAACUCAAUUGAUGUCCAGUAUGCUCAACUUCUGGACACUGGGAAUCUUGUCAUGAAGAACUCGAGUGGUAAGGUUGUAUGGCAAAGUUUUGAUUCACCCACAGAUACUCUGCUACCAACUCAAAAAAUCACUGCAGCUACAAAGUUGGUCUCUACUACUGGUUUAUAUGUUCCUGGUCACUACACAUUUCAUUUCACGGAUUCAUCAAUACUGUCACUUAUGUAUGAUGAUGCUGAUGUUCAUGAAAUAUAUUGGCCAGAUCCUGACCGUGGAGAGUAUGGAAAUAAGAGGAACCGUUAUAACAAUACUAGGAUGGGGUUUCUUGAUGAUAAUGGGGAUUUUGUUUCAAGUGAUUUCGCUGAUCAGCAACCAUUUUCUGCUUCUGAUAAAGGUUCAGGGAUCAAGAGAAGGCUUACUCUAGACCAUGACGGUAAUCUCCGUCUCUACAGCUUGAGUAAUGGGGAAUGGUUGGUUUCCUGGGUCGCAAUAUCUCAACCAUGCAAUAUUCAUGGUUUGUGUGGUCCAAAUGGAAUCUGUCAUUACUCGCCUACGCCUACAUGUUCUUGUCCACCAGGCUAUGAAAUGAAUAGUCAUGGUAAUUGGAGCCAAGGUUGUAAGGCUAUAGUAGACAUCUCCUGUAGUGUUGCAAAAGUUCAGUUUAAGUUUGUGCAUCUUCCUGAUACUGACUUCUGGGGAUCUGAUCAACAGCUUGUUAACCAUGUAUCUUGGCAGGCUUGUAUGAACAUAUGCAGGAGUGAUUGUAACUGUAAAGGUUUUCAGUACCUAAAAGGGGAAGGGACAUGCUUUCCAAAAUCAUUCCUUUUCAAUGGAAGGGCAUACCCAUCACACUUUGUGUCACCACGCAAUAUGUAUCUUAAGAUCCCUAUAAGCAUGAAUAUUUCAGGUAUGCCAGUAUCCCAAUCCAAUGUGCUUGAUUCAAGAAAACAUAGCCUUAAUUGUGAUCAGAUGGAUGAAAAAACUAGGGAACUAUUUCCCGAUGUGCACAAGACAAGUCAGGGAGAAACAAGAUGGUUUUACUUGUAUGGGUUUGCGGGUGCGAUUUUUAUUCUUGAAGUUUUCUUUAUUGGAUUUGCAUGGUUCUUUGUUUCAAGAUGGGAUCUGGAUGCAUUAGAAAUACAAGCAGUCGAGCAAGGUUACAAGGUGAUGGCAAGUAAUUUCAGAAGAUAUAAUUAUAAAGAGUUGGCUAAGGCAACUAGAAAGUUUAAAUGUGAGCUUGGAAGAGGAGGCUCAGGUAUUGUCUACAAGGGAACCUUGGAUGAUGGUCGAGUAGUUGCUGUUAAGAUGCUGGAAAAUGUAAGGCAAUGUGAGGAAGAAUUCCAAGCUGAGUUGCGCAUAAUUGGGAAAAUUAACCAUAUGAAUCUGGUAAGGAUAUGGGGAUUUUGCUCAGAGAACUCACACAGGAUGCUGGUUACCGAGUAUAUCGAGAAUGGGUCAUUAGCUAACAUACUGUUUAAUGAAAACAUUUUGCUAGAGUGGAGACAGCGAUUUAAUAUUGCUGUAGGUGUUGCCAAGGGGCUAGCCUAUCUCCACCAUGAGUGUCUAGAGUGGGUCAUCCAUUGUGACGUGAAGCCAGAGAAUAUCCUGUUGGACGGAAAUUUUGAGCCUAAGAUCGCGGACUUUGGGUUGGCGAAGCUCCUAAACAGAGGCGGGUCCAAUCAAAACGUGUCUCGAGUGCGAGGGACCAUAGGUUACAUUGCUCCAGAGUGGAUCAGCAGCCUGCAAAUUACUGCAAAAGUUGAUGUGUAUAGCUAUGGAGUUGUGCUGCUUGAGCUGGUGUCAGGAAAGCGAGUUCUGGAUUUGGCUACAAGUGCUAAUGAGGAGGUGCAUGUAGUGCUCAGGAGGCUUGUAAAGAUGUUUGCCAAUAACUUGAGUGGAAAUGAACCAUCUUGGAUUGCGGAGUUUGUGGAUUGCAGGCUAAGUGGCCAGUUCAACUACACGCAAGUAAGAACAAUGAUCACACUGGCUGUCGCGUGCUUGGAUGAAGAACGAAGCAAAAGGCCAACAAUGGAAUCUAUAGUGCAGCUGCUCCUUUUGGUUGAUGAAUCUUGUAGCAGUAAUGUUCUAUGUCCUGAGAUGCCAACAAGGUGGACAACUGGACACGCCAAGGCAAAUGCAAGUUUUUGUAUUCAUAGUUUGUAGUUCUAUCUCAUUGUAUGGAAAUUCGGAAACUCUUGUACUUCAAACUCUAGGCAUUCAUUUAUUCAGAUGUGCUGCAUAUUCCUUCACAAAUUAUAAUAAAGUAUGCUAUUCAAGAAUA